AGUGUCAGUAAAACCCUUUCUGUCUACAUAACACACUCGGAGCAAAACCCUAACUAACACAGAAGCCAACUCAUGACGGAGAAGAAGAAGAACAAGACGAUGAGGGAGAAUGAUGAGGGAGCUCCUUUUCCUUCUGAUAUUGUUACUUCCCCAGCUGUAUCCGAUUCUGACUCCGAUUACGAGUCCGAUGACGCCGACUCUUCUUCAGAUGACUCCUUGGAUUCCCAAUCUCAAUCUGAUUUUCAAUUCGACUCACCAGAGCAUGCUAGCUCCGAUGAUUCAGAACCUGCAUCUUCUCAAGAUGAGGAUCAUGAUGAUGAUGAUGAUGAUGAUGAAGAUAGUCAAAGUGAGAACUCCGAAAGCCACCAGGGAGGGGAUGAGAGUGACUCCUCGGAGGAUGAGGUGGCUCCGCGAAAUACUGUUGGAGACGUCCCGUUGCAGUGGUAUGAGGAUGAACCCCAUAUUGGAUACGACAACACGGGAAAGAAGAUUAAGAAAAGAGAAAAGCAAGACAAAUUGGAUUCCUUUCUUGCCAACAUUGAUGAUUCUAAGCAUUGGCAGAAGAUCGUUGAUGAGUACAAUGAUGAAGUAGUUGAGCUGACGAAAGAGGAGAUCAAAAUUGUCCGUAGACUGCUCAAGAGCCGGGCACCACAUUCUGACUUUGACCCAAAUCCGGAUUAUGUUGACUGGUUUAAAUGGGAUGAUGCCAACCAUCCAAUUUCUAAUGCACCUGAACCAAAAAGAAGGUUUAUUCCCUCAAAGUGGGAAGCUAAAAAGGUUGUGCAGUAUGUUAGAGCAAUUCGCAAGGGAUUAAUAACUUUUGACAAGCCAAAGGAGGAAGAUGGUCCAUAUCUCUUGUGGGAAGAUGAUUCUGGUUUGACUGAAAAAGCAAAUCAUUUGGCUUACAUUCCUGCACCAAAGCAGAAAUUUCCUGGCCAUGAUGAGUCAUAUAAUCCUCCUCUAGAGUACAUUCCAACCCAAGAAGAGUUGAAUUCAUAUCAAUUGAUGCCUGAAGAUGACCGCCCUAAGUUUAUCCCGAAAAGGUUUACAUCUAUUAGAAGCAUCCCUGCAUAUGAGAAUGCUAUGACGGAAUGUUUUGAACGCUGUAUGGAUUUGUACUUGUGUCCUCGAGUUCGAAAAAAACGUAUUCAAAUUGAUCCUGAAGCCUUAAAGCCAAAGCUUCCAAAUAGAAAGGAGCUUAAGCCUUAUCCCAUAACAUGCUAUAUCGAGUAUAAAGGCCAUGAAGAUGCAGUCACUUCAAUUUCGGUUGAAUCAUCAGGGCAGUGGAUGGCUUCAGGUUCAAGUGAUGGAACUGUCCGUGUCUGGGAGGUUGAAACUGGCAGAUGUCUCAGGCGAUGGGAGGUUGGUGAAGCUGUUAACUGUGUUGCGUGGAACCCUCUGCCUGAUAUUCAUAUUCUGGCUGUCUCAGUGGGACAAGAUGUACUUCUACUGAACACUUGUGUGGGCGACGAAGAAGAACAGAAAAGGAUUAAUGAGCUUCUCUGGGUUGACUCAUCAAUUGCAUCACAUGACUCUGGCAAACAAUCUCCUAGUGUAAGCUGGCUUAGAGAUGAUAAACAUGCGGGUAUACGGUUAAAACAUAUUAAGACUGUUACUUCUGUGGAAUGGCACCGGAGAGGUGACUACUUUUCAACAGUGAUGCCAGCAGGUGAAUCUAGAUCAGUUCUGAUCCACCAAUUGUCGAAGAAGGUUACACAAAAACUUCCAUUUAAGUUAAGCGAACUUGUUGUUGGAUCAACCUUCCAUCCAUCCCUUUCCAUCUUCUUUGUUUGUACAAAAAGGAUUGUUCGUGUGUAUGAUUUAGUGAAGUCUAAGCGCUUAAAAAAGCUUUAUACUGGGCUUAGUGAAGCCUCGUCCAUUGCAGUUCAUCCUGGAGGAGAUAAUUUAAUUGUGGGGAGCAAAGAAGGGAAAAUGUGCUGGUUUGACAUGGACCUUUCAUCUAAACCUUAUAAAACUCUUAAGUGUCACCCGAAAGAUAUCAACAAUGUGGUCUUCCACCGUUCAUAUCCCUUGUUUGCUUCAUGUUCAGAUGAUUGCACUGCAUAUGUUUUUCACGGAAUGGUUUAUUCUGAUCUCAAUCAAAAUCCUCUUAUUGUUCCUUUGGAAAUUCUACGAGGCCAUACAAAUUCAAAUGGUAGAGGGAUAUUGGAUUGCAAAUUUCAUCCCAGACAGCCCUGGUUAUUUACGGCCGGUGCUGAUAAACUUAUUAAAGUUUACUGCCAUCAAUAAAAAUAUGGAUAUUUUGCUAAACACAUGCUUGUGAUAGGUGGAUCUCAUCUAUAAAAGGGAAGGGCACCUGGUUAAAUAGAGAGCAUUGCUUGCCCCAAAUGGAAGGGCACCUGGUGUGCGAGUUUCAGGCCCUCUGUUUUCUAGUUUAUUGGUGGAGAAUCAAUCAAUAUAAUGCAGUGGGUAAAUUUUAUUCCACACUCCACAUCUAUCUUAUUCAAUCUUCCGAAGAAAUAUUAUUCCAGGAAUUUAUAUUCGUAAAACUUUGUUUACGGUUGAAACAAUUAAAAUUUUGAUGUAAUAUAUAUAUACACCAAGAGAAGCCAAUUAUUCCUAGAAAUUUUUGAGAUUUUUUGUGUGAACAUUUAUUACAUUGCGAAAUUUGAGAUUGAAUGGGACACCUAUAUGUUUUUACUA
Lotus japonicus is the source of this 2664-nucleotide messenger RNA. RefSeq names its product ribosome biogenesis protein BOP1 homolog. Gene Ontology annotation, biological process: ribosome biogenesis; maturation of LSU-rRNA from tricistronic rRNA transcript (SSU-rRNA, 5.8S rRNA, LSU-rRNA). The transcript is spliced from 18 exons. Gene Ontology annotation, cellular component: PeBoW complex; preribosome, large subunit precursor. The record is from RefSeq and is a predicted model, not a curated record. NCBI's taxonomy places the organism in Eukaryota, Viridiplantae, Streptophyta, Magnoliopsida, Fabales, Fabaceae. The coding region runs from base 73 to 2250 and encodes 725 amino acids. Gene Ontology annotation, molecular function: protein binding; ribonucleoprotein complex binding.